Molecule: messenger RNA, 2377 nt
Organism: Phragmites australis (common reed)
Lineage: Eukaryota; Viridiplantae; Streptophyta; Magnoliopsida; Poales; Poaceae
Product: probable LRR receptor-like serine/threonine-protein kinase At5g45780
Exons: 11
Coding region: 173-2065 (630 amino acids)
Biological process (GO): protein phosphorylation
Molecular function (GO): protein binding; ATP binding; protein kinase activity
Source: RefSeq, a predicted model, not a curated record
UUAAUUAGGUCUCAAUUCCCCAACCGAGCGCCUUAAUUAAACCCAACCUACUCUAAUCUAUUCGCUAAUCUACGCCGUGGAGUAUUAUACCCAUGGCCGCGCCCUCGCCCUCGCCCUCGCUGCCGCCGCCGCUGCUCGCGCUACUACGCUUCCCCAAUCCCCCCUGCUCGCCAUGGCAACGCCACCGCGCGCUCUGCGGACGCGAGUCACUGCCGCCGUGGCGUCUGUGGUUGCUGCGUGGCUGCUAGCUGCUGCUGGUGGUGGGGUGGCGGCGGCGGACCCGCCGCUCUCGCCCAAGGGUCUCAACUACGAAGUGGCGGCGCUGAUGGCGGUGAAGAGCCGGGUGCGGGACGAGAAAGGGGUGAUGGCCGGGUGGGACAUCAACUCCGUCGACCCAUGCACCUGGUCCAUGGUCGCCUGCUCCUCGGACGGAUUCGUCGUCUCGCUGCAGAUGGCGAACAACGGAUUGUCGGGGACGCUGUCGCCUAGCAUUGGGAACCUCAGCCACCUGCAGACAAUGUCACUACAGAAUAACAGAAUAUCAGGGGAAAUUCCUCCAGAGAUAGGGAAGCUGACCAAUCUGAACGCUCUUGAUCUUUCUGGUAACCAGUUUGUUGGUGAUAUCCCAAGUUCAUUGGGGCAGCUGACUCGACUAAAUUAUCUGCGCCUUGGUAGAAAUAACUUGUCUGGGCAGAUUCCUCUAGAUGUUGCAAAGCUUCCAGGUCUCACAUUCCUUGACUUAUCAUUCAACAAUUUAAGUGGCCCAGUUCCAAAAAUUUACGCACACGACUACAGUCUUGCAGGAAACAGGUUCCUUUGCAAUUCGUCAAUUGUACAUGGUUGCACGGAUCUGACAGUAGUGACUGAUGGGACAACUUACAGACAAGUGCAAAAAGCUAAGAACCAUCAUCAAUUAGCGCUGGCAAUUUCCUUAAGCGUCACCUGUGCCACAGUACUUGUUUUGUUGUUCAUAUAUUGGCUAAGUUAUUGCAGAUGGCGCUUGCCUUUUGCUUCUGCUGAUCAAGAUCUAGAAUUUGAGUUGGGCCAUCUCAAGCAUUUCUCAUUUCACGAGCUGCAAAGUGCAACCGACAAUUUUAAUUCAAAGAAUAUAUUAGGUCAAGGUGGUUUCGGUAUUGUUUAUAAAGGCUGUCUGAGAAAUGGACCUUUAGUGGCUGUAAAGAGGUUAAAAGAUCCUGAUGCUACCGGUGAAGUUCAAUUCCAAACAGAAGUUGAGUUGAUUGGCCUUGCUGUGCACAGGAAUCUCUUGCGCUUGUAUGGGUUUUGCAUGACCUCAAAAGAACGGUUGCUUGUAUAUCCAUACAUGCCAAAUGGCAGUGUUGCCGACCGCUUGAGAGAUUACCGUAAUGGAAAUCCAUCUCUUGAUUGGAGUAAGCGUAUGAGGAUUGCUCUUGGGGCUGCCAGGGGAUUACUCUACCUUCAUGAACAAUGCAAUCCUAAGAUCAUUCAUAGGGAUGUUAAAGCCGCAAAUAUAUUGCUCGAUGAAAGUUUCGAAGCAAUAGUUGGGGAUUUUGGAUUGGCUAAACUUCUUGACCGACAGGAAUCACAUGUUACUACUGCAGUUAGGGGCACUGUUGGAUAUAUUGCUCCAGAGUACCUCUCAACUGGACAGUCCUCAGAAAAGACUGAUGUUUAUGGGUUUGGUAUUCUUUUGUUGGAACUGAUUACUGGUCCUAAAACCUUGAGCAAUGGACAUGGACAGUCCCAGAAGGGGAUGAUUCUAGAUUGGGUUCGAGAACUAAAGGAGGAAAAGAAACUCGAUAAACUGGUUGACAGGGAUCUCAAAGAUUCAUUUGAUGUUGCUGAGUUGGAGUGUUCCGUUGAUGUGAUCCUUCAAUGUACGCAGACGAAUCCUAUUCUUCGCCCUAAGAUGUCAGAAGUUCUACAUGCUCUUGAAGCUAACGUCACGCUGGGAGAGAGCAGUGUCGAGUUGAAUAGAGAACCUCUUCCUUAUGGAGGCUCUUACAGUUUCUCUGUAAGACAUGAGGAUCCUCAUGAUUCAUCGUCCUUCAUAAUAGAGCCAAUUGAACUAUCUGGCCCUAGAUGAUAGCUGUUGUGGGUCUUUUGGGGAAAAAGAAGAUAAAAUUGUACAAAACAUGUAUAGUCUGGAUGUAUUUCUACUUGGAAAGAGUUUGCUGGGGGUUGCUGCACCUUAAAGACAAUUUUGAACGUGAAGAGCUGGGGAGAUCAUCACGGUUAUUUUGCCGCAUCCUCCGUCCAGUUCAAGUCUGUUUUACCCCAAGCUUUGUUUUGUAUUGUAUCAGUAACGAACUUGGUUCUUUUAAGAUAUGUAUGUGAUUUUAAUGAUUAAUGAUAAUAUAGUCAGUGAAACUAAUAUAUUUGUCAAGUAUAUGUUUUA